Molecule: messenger RNA, 2085 nt
Organism: Seminavis robusta
Lineage: Eukaryota; Bacillariophyta; Bacillariophyceae; Naviculales; Naviculaceae
Source: the annotation of a GenBank genome assembly
UCUUUCAACUGACGUCAUUUUCCUCCAUGCAACCCAAGCAGCAGUGUCUAAAGAGCCUGUCAAGGAUAGUUUCGACUGGUUGCUUGUGAUCUCUCUAUUGUACCCUGCCAAUGUUCCAUUUCCUUGGGUUGCUCCUUGUGGCAUCUGGCCAACGGCGAUCGCUGCCUGGGAAAUCCAACGAUCCUUCAAUAGCCUUGCCACUUCCCAGGUCAUAUGAGUUUCAUGUUGCGCCGAUGCAGGGAUACACAAAUGCCCCGUUACGGCACCUCUUCCAAUUGCUUUCACCGGACGCGAUCCUAUGGACCGAAAUGGAAAAGGUAAAAGACUUGCUCGGCGCAGAUGAUUUGGCAAUACAGAAACGGUUUGGCGACCUCGAAAAACAACAUGACAACCGGCAUCGACUGACACUGCAACUAGGUGGAAAUGAUGCUUUCGCAAUGGAAAAAUGCGUGUCCGGCCUCCUGCAAUCCGGGUAUCAAUUCCGAGAGAUAAACCUCAAUUGUGGUUGCCCCAGUAUCGAAGCUGGAGGGGCUGAUUAUGGGGCCAGUCUCAUGAAACAGCCAGCCCUGACGCGUACUCUUUUUGAGGCUAUUGGCAAUGCCUGUCGAAGCAGUAACAUCCACAAUACACACAUGCCUGCAAUCAGUUUGAAAUGCCGCACGGCUGUUUUUGACGAUAUAAAUGAUUUGGAAUUCGCCAUGACAUCUUCUCCCGAUGAAAAGUGGUGGAAGGACGAGCACUUCCAGUCCCUAUGUGAAUACAUUGAUCAAGCCCAACUGGGCGGAAUUUCCCACGUUGUACUGCAUUCCAGACCUGCUAUACUGUCCGGGUUAAGUCCAACCAAAAACCGCCUUAUACCGCCAUUGGAUUAUGACUUUGUGGAGCAAGUUGCAAGUGAGUUUCCAGCCUUGCGAGUAACUCUCAAUGGAGGUAUUCAGACGUUGCAAGAUUUGAAAACAGAGAAAAUGAACCGCCGAAACCACAUUAAAGGUGAAAGUCGGGGAGUCAGCACGAUUGGAUCCCACAUGGCUGGUCGCUGGUUGCUUCGUAGUCCAAUGUCACUCUUGGCAAUCCAGCAUCGGAUCCUGGACUCGAAAGACCGUGCAAACAACGUUGUACCAUGGGAUGACAUUUUUGCUGGGGCCAUCGAAAAGUACAUGCGAUAUGUGGAAGGCAGCAUUGACAAAAAGAUUCAUCCAUGGUCGGAAUUGUGUCUGCCUCUGUAUCUAGCCAUUGAGGAACUAAGGACAGGGUUUGAGGAAGACGCCGAGGAGCAUCUUAUUCUUCAUGCACAGGACGACGUCCAAUGGGCGUCAGAGCAUUUCCUGUACGAAACAAUGAAAGAGGCUGUCGAACGGAUGGUACUACGGUUGCCUGGUUCAAAGCAAGGUAAAAGCAAGGCAAUCCCGCGUGAAAUUCAUUGGAAACGUUUAUCUUCGGCCUUGAAAAAUAUUGUGGGGACAAAGGUUUACAACAAAUGGAGGCGCAACAGGAAGGAACUUCUCCCUAGCUAGCCAGCGGAAUUGAAAAAUCAUCGUAAACGGGCUUGACCGGAUGAGAUACAUGUAGAUGUAUGAAACUAAGAAUUUCGGGGAUCUUUGUGGAAGAAGGCAACAGCCGCAGAUUCCUCGAGCACAGUGUGACCUUUCCGGGAGUUGGGAACGAGAGAUGCAAAGCAGCUACCCGGUAAUUUUGAACUUCGCGCGUGAAAAUUGAUGGGUAAGGGAAUGGUUUAUUUUAUUUUGGUUUGGUUUGGUUGGUUUGGUUUGGUUUCAAUCGCCGGAAGAAGUCAAGUCCUGGCCUCUAACCUGGCCACACCCCAUAGCAACACCUGAAAACUUCCUUCUGACCCACGCCAAGCCUCAACAGCAAGCCCCACUCUUGGUCGCAACCUGGACCUACCGGUACAACGUAGAAGCUCAAAGCAGAGCUAGCUCCUGGCGUCAACCCUGAAACACUGCUUGGACCUACCAUAUGCGACAGUCCACAUACACCAGGUCCAGUGCCAGGCCCAACUCCCCGUCUCCUGAAUUGUGCAGCCCUGCCGGCCUAUCGGUAGGAAGGAUGAUGGAUCUUUGCUGGGCG